AUGAACAGUCCGGUAAGGGGCGAGAAGGAGUUUGGAGACAAAGCGCUCCGACGCCAACGUAAGUUCUACUGUGAGCUGAAUUUCGGGUUGCCAAGAACGACACUUGAAAUAUUCGACUGGGUUUUUGCUCCGUCGAACUUCCCGAAUCCGAUAAAAAAGGCAGCCGGCGGAGAACCAGCCGCACAAGCAGCCAAACCCUCCGCAGCUCUCUGCACAGUGACUACUGCCAAAGGCUUGAUUGACUUCCAACGGAAGCUCGGGAAUCGAGGUAUUACUGCGGACUUGGCUGCAAAAGUCAUUUUUGCACGAGCCCAUGAGAGGGCAGCGUUUCUGGAAGAACACUUGGGUCUCGGAGUCGCGCGUAAAGGCGGCAACUACUUUCUGACAAACCUGGCGGACAGCCUGGCCGCGAAUGCGAAUUUCGCCAAUGACGUUAUGCGCAUGGUCGCGCAGGAGAAAACACGAUUC
Molecule: messenger RNA, 468 nt
Organism: Mesorhabditis spiculigera
Lineage: Eukaryota; Metazoa; Nematoda; Chromadorea; Rhabditida; Rhabditidae
Source: the annotation of a GenBank genome assembly